AUGCGACUGAAAGCCAGCUACACACUCGCAGACACUCGAUGGUUACGAGGGAUCGAGCCCUUUCAGACGAGCUCCGUUGAAUUGACGUCGCAAGUGGAGGAAUUCGACCCAUUUCGAAAUUUUGAUGAAACAUCUACGUGCACAUCAUGCCGGAUUCCACUUCCCGAGGAGCGACAAGGGAUUCUCGAUCAUUAUCGCAGCGAUUGGCAUCGUCACAACGCAUCUCGGGCGCUACGGGGACAAGAACCUCUAGCUGAAGAAUUGUACGAAGAAGAGGUCGAAAAAGAUGAAGUUUCCUCACUUUCUUCCGAUAGCGAUGAUGAUGUAUUUUUGGAUCGUUUGCUUGGCUCUACUCAUGAGUACUUCAUUCAAGAUGGACAGGUAUUUUCCGUUUACAAAUGCAUUGUUUCUCCGGAAAGGCCAUUGGACUCGAAUUUUUCCGAA
Mesorhabditis belari is the source of this 444-nucleotide messenger RNA. NCBI's taxonomy places the organism in Eukaryota, Metazoa, Nematoda, Chromadorea, Rhabditida, Rhabditidae. The record is from the annotation of a GenBank genome assembly.